AUGUCUUUACCCUCCCCUACAGACCUUGACAAGAAGCACUUUGACGCGCACGAUGAGGUCGCUGAGCUGCCGGGCAAGAAGCAGCACUUGUCGGCUGAGCUCACCGCCGCGCUGGACGGCACGUCCAUCCCCCGCUGGUCAGCCGCCGCACUCAAGCUCUACAGCAAGUUCACCCCCACAGUACCGCUGACCCCAGUGUCCAUCUUUGUCGCGCUAUGCUGCUCCUAUGCAAACGGGUACGACGGCAGCGUGAUGACGGCGUUGAUUGCUAUGGACCACUUCCAGAAACGCUUCCACGCCGGCACGACAGGCGGCAAGGUCGGCGCCAUCUUCGGCGUGUACAAUGCCGGGUGCUUCAUCGGCGGCCCGUUCGGCGCGUUCACGAUGGACAGGUUCGGCCGGCGCUGGUGUAUGGGCUCGGGCUCGCUCCUCAUCGUUGUCGGGAGUGUGCUCACGUCGACCGCGACGACCUUGGUUCAGUUCAUCAUCGGCCGUUUCGUCCUCGGCUUUGGCAUCGCCUUUGUACAGAUGGCCGGGCCUUCAUACACCAUGGAAGUCGCCCUCCCGCAAUGGCGAGGCCGCUGCACGGGACUCUACAACGUGGGCUGGUAUUUUGGGGCGAUCCCGGCCGCGGCGAUAACAUUCGGCACCAACUACAUCAACUCGAACCUGUCGUGGCAGCUGCCGCUCAUUUUCCAGUGUUUCGCCGCGGUGCUAGUUAUCGGCCUGAGCCCGUUCAUCCCCGAGUCGCCCCGUUUCCUGAUGUCGCGAGGUAGGGAGGAGGACGCCAAGGCCUUCCUGGCCAAGUAUCACGGCGGAGGCGACGAAAACGCGCCCCUCGUCAAGCUCGAGCUCGAGGAGAUGCGCGCGUCCCUGAGCGCGGUCGACCCCGCCCCGUGGUGGGACUACCGCCCGCUCUUCUCGACCAAGGCGAGCAGGUGGCGCAUGGCGCAGGUCGCCAUGAUGUCCAUCUUUGGCCAGUUCAGCGGUAACGGCCUGGCGUACUUCGCCACGGUGAUCUACGCCAACAUUGGCGUGACGAGCACGACCGCGCAGCUGGGGUACAACCUGCUCUAUGCUGCGAUGUGUGCGGUCGGCGCGCUGUCCGGUGCCGCGCUCACCGACCACAUGCCCCGCCGUAUGGUAUUGACAUUUGGUACGCUGCUGCUGGCGGUCCUGCUUGGGAUCUUCACCGGGCUCAACUCGAUCAUCGACAAGGACUUGGUCAGGGGGGUGCCGAUUGACGAGGGGGUGGGCAAGGGUGCCAUUGCGGUGUACGUCCUCUUCGGCGUCGCCUGCGCAUUCACCUACACCCCCCUCCAGGCCGUCGUCCCCGUGGAAGCGCUGAGCACGAGCAUGCGCGCCAAGGGCUUGGCGGUGUCCAACUUCCUCAUGCAGGGCAUGGGCUUUGUCAACAUGUUUGCUGGGCCCGUGGGCCUGGGCAGCAUCGGGUACCGAUACAUCUUCGUCUUUGUGGUGUGGGACGUGAUCGAGGCGGCGUGCUGGUGGUUGUUUGGUGUCGAGGCCCGCGGCCGGACCCUCGAGGAACUCGACUGGAUCUACGAGCAGCCCAACCCUGUCAAGGCGAGCAAGAAGCUUUAG
Vanrija pseudolonga is the source of this 1602-nucleotide messenger RNA. RefSeq names its product Lactose permease. The transcript is spliced from 9 exons. Bases 1 to 1602 code for a protein of 533 amino acids. Gene Ontology annotation, molecular function: carbohydrate:proton symporter activity. NCBI's taxonomy places the organism in Eukaryota, Fungi, Basidiomycota, Tremellomycetes, Trichosporonales, Trichosporonaceae. Gene Ontology annotation, cellular component: membrane. The record is from RefSeq and is a predicted model, not a curated record. Gene Ontology annotation, biological process: transmembrane transport; carbohydrate transport.